Polyodon spathula (Mississippi paddlefish) is the source of this 2914-nucleotide messenger RNA. RefSeq lists its product as uncharacterized. Gene Ontology annotation, biological process: immune system process; regulation of transcription by RNA polymerase II. Gene Ontology annotation, molecular function: DNA-binding transcription factor activity, RNA polymerase II-specific; RNA polymerase II cis-regulatory region sequence-specific DNA binding. The record is from RefSeq and is a predicted model, not a curated record. Gene Ontology annotation, cellular component: nucleus. The transcript is spliced from 8 exons. Bases 4 to 921 code for a protein of 305 amino acids. NCBI's taxonomy places the organism in Eukaryota, Metazoa, Chordata, Actinopteri, Acipenseriformes, Polyodontidae.
AAAAUGAAUGGACAAACGAAAAUGUAUCAAGGCCGUCUUCGCUUAAGGCCAUGGCUGGAGGAACAGAUACGAUCUGACAAGUAUCCAGGACUGGAGUGGGUAGAUGAGAAGUCAGGAAUGUUCCAGAUUCCAUGGAAGCAUGCAGCACGUCAGGGCUGGAACAUUGAGAAGGAUGCAAGCCUUUUCAGAAACUGGGCAAUGCACACAGGGAAAUACAAACCAGGCAUCGACAAUCCAGAUCCCAAGACAUGGAAAGCCAACUUUCGAUGUGCUCUGAAUUCACUGCCAGAUGUGAAGGAACUUCACAACAAGAGUAUCAAGAAAGGGAACAAUGCCUUUAGAGUUUACCUACUGCUGCCAUCCUUUAAAAUCCCCAAGAAAAGAAAGGUUGUGAAAGAAGAGAUGUCGGGUGACAUGCAAACAGCACAAGACUGCUCAUAUUAUCCAUCAGACAUUCCCAGGACAGACAGCUGCCAGGUUCUGGAGGAAUUUAAUGUGGCCUUCUCUAAAUAUAUGGAUGCUUCAAACAUGCAAAGCAGAUACAAUCUUGCUGCCUGCCACAGCAUAAACAGCUACUGCCCAAUCCAAACAGUGAAAACCCAAUCCCCAGCCAACCAGAACCUUUCUUACAGCUUCACAGACAAAGCCAAUAAUGUCAGUUCCUCCAUUCAAGACGAGCAUUCAGAUGCUGUACAGCAGAUAGUUGACCACCUGACAAAUACGGAUCAAUGGAACGAUUCAUAUGGCAACAGUAAAAAUCCCAGGUCCUUCGUCACUUCACCAUGGUUAAGUUUUUUCAAUGAAGGGAUCGUACAGCCAGGACACUCAACACAAGCUGACUUCUCUAUGUGGAAUGAAGGACAGAAGCAUUUAUUUCCUGAUCAUUUAUGCUCACAUUCAACCAUGAUCUCCAGCAAGUGACACAAGACAAGGGACUGAAUACGUUUGUACGGCAGAUAAUAAUGUAAUGUGGACAGCGAAUUGUUAAGCCUGUGGAAUCAGGAAAGUAACUUCAUACUGAAAAAUGGACUACCCUCCAACAAGAAUUGGGAAUUGCUUGCAUGAACCUGGCCAAACACAGGUCAGAAAUAUCCAAACCGUAUCACCAGCAUGAAGCCAGAUCCCACUGCAGACACAGUCACCUCCAACAACUUUUAACAAUACCUGGGUUCAUCCCUGCAUCUUCUCACUGAUCCAGAGUCGAUGUUCCUUGUCCCACUAAUGAGUGGCUUGUGUGCAGCUCCUUGGUAACCAAGUUAAUGAAUGGAUUUUCAUAAAGACAGCUUCUUGAAACGUGUUCGUCAGUGAUGCAGCCUUGGUUCUCAUUUUGUUCCUCUUCAGUAUCCUCUAGCCUCUUCGGGUUAUUUUUGCAGCAAACAGUAGUGCCUGUUGUCUUCCGUGAGGCCACAACAAAUUAUUGACUUUGGGAUUCCGGUUAGCUCAGCAACCUCACGUAGAGACUAAUGCAGGACCCAAUGGUCAUUCCACACUAUAAGUCUGCUUUGGUUUGCUCUGGGAGACAGUUCUAGGCUUCAGAAUCCAAUUGUGAAGGCUUCAUCAUAAUUAAAUAACCACUUAUUAAUGUUAACAUAUGUUUUUAACAAAUGUAAAAACUGUGUGACAAGGGUCAGGGUACCUCCAUACACCACCAGAUUCUUGUAAGUACACUGACAUGCAUACACCAACUUCCUCUAAAGACUCACCUGGGGAUAGUAAUCACUUGAUGCAGGUCUACAGCUCCUUUCUGUAGCAUUGUGCCUGAAACUUGGCAGGUUAACCUAAAGAAAUAAAGUAGGGACAUCCAUUGAUCUUUUUAAAGUGUUCUGCACAACUGAAAACUCACUGUAUAUUUGCAUACAUAAAAAAACAGUGUUAGAUUUUUAGAAGGUUAAAAUGUUUAUACUCUGUGGCAUAGCAGUCUCUAAUCAGUCUGAUCUACUUUUUAAUAAUAGUACAGCAAUUUUCAGAAUAAAUGGCUUUAAGAUAUAACAUACACUGACCAUAUCCAAACUUUAGACACGUCACACUUGAUUCAUUUUGCAAUUCAACUGAAAACUGGAUUCGUGACAGAUUUGUGAAUACUGAACUGUGGAUUUGUCAGUCACCAAAUCACAGUAGCCCAUUGCUUCUCUCUGAAAGGGGUUUUAAGUGGUAUAAACAACUCAAAAUGCCGCUGUAAGAAUGGAAUGAAAUAUUGAAUCUUUUGAUGUCCAAUGUAACCAAAUGGUGCAGGGAAACAAAGCACGGAAAUGCAUCUGUAUCUGACUUCUCUCAGCAUUAUAUGUACUUGGCCUUCAAUUAUAUCACAAAACCUUAAAUAAAUCUGCAUAUCUUAAACUGCAGAUGGGGUUAUCUGUUUUAUAACAAUUACAUACAGACAUGCAGUCUAAUGUUAGCUUGUAUUGCAAAACAAGCUACACAACUUAACUUCAAAUUCACAAACACUUGUAUGGAAUGUCCUUCUGAUUUUUUUAUUUUUUUAUUUUUUUACUGAUAACAUGAUCUAAAAUAAAUCAGUGAAAACAUCAUGGAAGGUAAUGUUUGCCCUAGAAGGAUCUGGUUAUGUGUCCUCAGGCAUCAGGAUGCUUCUGGAGAAUAGCAGUGCCUGCUGCAGAGUCCGAGUCAUGAAUACAGGGUUUGUUUGAAUAUGACAGAUUUUCGCCACAGAAAGUAGUUAUACCUGUGGAUUGCACAACUUGGUUUGUUAACUGUACUAGGUUAUGUUUUUUAUUGAAAAUGUGGAUCCUUAAAGUAACUGCAGCUAACAAAAUAAUUCCAUACAUCUUACCUGCUUUGCACUCCCAUUGGAUACAUAGGUCUCAAAGUGUGCAGGUUUGAAAGAAACACAUGUAAUAGCAUAUAUUCAUUUUCAUAUGUAGAUCUGUUUGGUUGUUUAUUAAAAAAUAAAUAAAUG